This is a messenger RNA of Fukomys damarensis (Damara mole-rat), 2509 nucleotides long. It is a transcript of the gene Vwce, whose product is annotated as von Willebrand factor C and EGF domains. NCBI's taxonomy places the organism in Eukaryota, Metazoa, Chordata, Mammalia, Rodentia, Bathyergidae. Gene Ontology annotation, biological process: cellular response to virus. The transcript has 21 exons. Gene Ontology annotation, cellular component: cytoplasm. Gene Ontology annotation, molecular function: protein binding; calcium ion binding. The record is from RefSeq and is a predicted model, not a curated record. Bases 44 to 2509 code for a protein of 821 amino acids.
AGGAGCAGGAGGAGGGCUGAGUUGUGCCGCUGGCUCCCCGGCCAUGCAGGCUGGGCUGCUGCUCGGGGCUGCCUGUUCCGUGCUUCUGCUUCUGCCACCCGGGGUGCCGGGCCGAGGCCCCUCUGAGAGGACACAGCCCGGGCCCUUUGCUGCCGAGAGGCGCCGCCUGGGCCCCCACGUCUGCCUCUCGAGCUUCGGAAGUGGCUGCUGCCCUGGCUGGAUGCCCUCUGUGGGCAGCGGGCACUGCACCCUGCCCCUCUGCUCCUUUGGCUGUGGGAGUGGCAUCUGCAUCGCACCCAAUGUCUGCUCCUGCCAGGAUGGGGAGCGAGGGGCCACCUGCCCAGAUGCCCACGGACCCUGUGGGGAAUACGGCUGUGACCUGGCCUGCAACCACGGCGGGUGUCAGGAGGUGGCCCGAGUGUGCCCCACGGGCUUCUGGAUGACAGAGACGGCUGUGGGAGUCCAGUGCACAGAUAUUGAUGAGUGUCUGAGCCCCUCCUGCGAAGGCCACUGCGUGAACACGGAAGGUGGGUUUGUGUGCGAGUGUGGGCCCGGCCUGCAGCUGGCUGCCGACCGCCACAGCUGCCAAGACACGGAUGAGUGCCUGCAGUCGCCCUGCCAGCAGAGGUGCAGGAACAGCGUGGGCAGCUACAAGUGCUCCUGCCGAGCCGGCUUCCACCUCCACGGCAACCGGCACUCCUGCGUGGACGUGAACGAGUGUCGGAGGCCGCAGGAAAGGCGAGUCUGCCACCAUUCCUGCCACAACACGGUGGGCAGCUUCCUGUGCACCUGCCGACCCGGCUUCAGGCUGAGAGCCGACCACACGUCCUGCGAAGCUGUCCCCAAGGCGCUGUGGGGGCCCUCGGCCAUCCUGCAGCCCAGGCCCCCGGGGAUGGUGCUUCUGCUUCUGGAGCCCGGCCGGCCAGGCCUGUCCCCGGCACAUAGCCCCCCUCCUGCUCCCCCACACCCCCUGGACACGGUCAGGACCACCCACCCUCCAGCCCCUGUGUGGCAUCCGUCCACCCCAGUGGCCACCCCGGUGCCUGUUGUCACUCAGCUGGGGACCCUUGGACCCCCCUCCCUUCUCCAAGGGGAGGCGCUGGGCACCCCUUCCUCCUCCCAUGGCCCCGAGGACCUGAGCCCACCUCCAGGGCGCUCUCCCUGCCGGCACUUGGGAGCCGUGCAUGCAUCAGGGAGCCGCUGGGCCAAGCCGGGGUGCAGGCAGUGCUGGUGUGAGGUGGGUGUUCUGGUCCCGCAGCCCGUGGCAGUGUCUCUGAUCUGGAGGUGGCUGCAGUGCCCGCUUUGCUUCCAGGACGGGGAGGUGACCUGCGGAGAGGUGAGGUGUGAGGCCACUUGCUCCCACCCGGCACCCCCGCAGGAUGGGGGGUGCUGCCCCUCCUGCUCAGGCUGCUUCCACAGUGGCGCUGUCCGGGUGGAAGGGGAUGUGUUUUCUCCUCCCGGCGAGAACUGCACCAUCUGCGUUUGUGUGGCAGGGAACGUGUCCUGCGUCUCCCCCGAGUGUCCUCCCGGACCCUGCGAGGUGGCCCCGCUCUCCGACUGCUGUGCCUGUGUCCCAGUGAGGUGCUACUUCCAUGGCCGCUGGUAUGCGGAUGGGGCCGUGGUCAGGGGGGCAGGCGAUGACUGCACGGCCUGCAUCUGCCAGAAUGGGGAGGUGACGUGCUCCUUUACGCCAUGUCCCGAACUGGACUGUCCCCGCGAAGAAUGGCGGCUGGGCCCUGGCCAGUGCUGUUUCACCUGUCGGGAGCCCGCAGCCCGCUCAGGCUGCUCCCUGGACGAUAACGGGGCCGAGUUUCCGGUGGGACAGAUCUGGUCGCCCGGCGACCCCUGUGAGUUGUGCAUCUGCCAGGCAGACGGCUCAGUGAGCUGCCGGAGGACGGACUGCGUGGACUCCUGUCCCCACCCCAUCCGGAUCCCGGGGCAGUGCUGCCCUGACUGCUCGGCAGGCUGCACCUACACGGGCCGGGUCUUCUACAACAACGAAACCUUUCCUUCAGUGCUUGACCCAUGCCUCAGCUGCAUCUGCCUGAUGGGCUCAGUGGCCUGCUCACCCGUGGACUGCCCCAUCGCCUGCACCUACCCCUUCCACCCUGAUGGCGAGUGUUGUCCCGUGUGCCGUGACUGCAACUACGAGGGCAGGAAGGUGGCCAACGGCCAGGUGUUCAUGCUGGAGGACGAACCCUGCACACGCUGCACAUGCCAGCUGGGAGAGGUGAGCUGCGACAGGGCCCCCUGCCCACCUGCCUGCACCGACCCUGCCCUGCCUGCCCCUGCCGGGCACUGCUGCACCUCCACCUCCUGCCCAGGUUCCCUGAGUCUGCUGGGCGCGAAGCUGGGGCUGUCCCCUCCGGGAGCCCCCCGUAGCCCCCACGGAGACCCCGAGGGCCCCACCCCCAGCAGCCUCCCAUGGGGACCCCCGGGAAGGAAGAGUCCCCUGUCUGAGGGGCCCCGGCCCGAGGGACUGAGGGGUGGCCGCACUGUGGGCUUCUGA